This is a messenger RNA of Chenopodium quinoa (quinoa), 1361 nucleotides long. Its product is annotated as protein STAY-GREEN LIKE, chloroplastic-like. NCBI's taxonomy places the organism in Eukaryota, Viridiplantae, Streptophyta, Magnoliopsida, Caryophyllales, Amaranthaceae. The transcript is spliced from 5 exons. The coding region runs from base 254 to 1021 and encodes 255 amino acids. The record is from RefSeq and is a predicted model, not a curated record.
GGUUAAAAUUCCAUGGAUAGUUCAAAGAAUAUGGUAGGGACAAAGCAUCCGCAUCCGCAUCCGCAUCCACAUCCACAUCCCUCAAUUUCCUAACUCUCUUCAAUUUCGAUUCUACUCAUCCACACACAAAAUCCCUCCUUUUCUCUCUCUUCUUUCACCCCUUUUCUCUGCAACCUCUCUCUUUGAUGACAAUGGUGGUGGUGGGUAUAUAACAUGAAGAAGAGUAGAGGAGAGAGAAUUUUGAUGUGCUUCCAUGGCAAGUAGCUGGACUAGUGCAUUCUCACUUUCACCCCACCAUUUUUUUAGCUCUAAAACUCGAAGCAUUUUCUUUAGUUCUGGGACUAGAAAACCCAUUUUUACUCCUAUUCUUUCUUCUGUUACUAAAGGUGGAGCUCCCUACAAAAAUGCUCUUAUAUCUGAGGCUGUUAGAAUUUUGGGUCCUCAAGCAAGGUUCGAAGCAUCAAAGCUGACAGUGGAUUUCAUGGGACAAGAAGUUGAUGAGUACACCAAAGUUGUGCCUAGAGUCUACAUUCUCUCACAUUGUGAUUUCACUGCAAAUUUAACCUUAACCAUCUCCAACAUCAUCAAUGUUGACCAGUUGCAAGGAUGGUACAGCAAAGAUGAUGUAGUUGCUGAGUGGAAAGAUAUUAAAGGGAAAAUGCACUUGGUCGUUCAUUGCUAUGUUAGUGGUCCCAACAACCUCUUUCGUGAUUUGGUUGCUGAGCUACGAUAUCACAUUUUCUCUAAAGAUCUUCCAUUGGUUCUUCAAGCUGUUCUGUAUGGAGAUUCAGCCCUCUUUAAGGCACAUCCAGAGCUUAUGGAAGCUGUUGUAUGGGUUUAUUUCCAUUCAAGUUCGGCGAAGUACAAUUGCAUUGAAUGUUGGGGCCCUCUCAAGGAUGCUGCACAAAAGGGGGACAAAGUCCGUGGCGUGUUAACUACAAAUGACACAAGUACUCCGCAACAACAGAAACUACAGAGUCCCAAAUCCUUUUUCCAAGCUCUAUUUACUUUUCUUCUAUGAGUUGCUUUUGUACAGCAAAUCACACAAUCUUCAGCCAGAAACAAGAUUCUUCUUACCCGCAACAUAAAUUCUUCCAGCUCUUUGAUGUAGGGAAGGCCAAGGUUUAAUCCUCUGUUGAUGGUUUUGUAAGGGGUUUGAUGUUUCAUUUUCAAGUAUACUUUGUCAAACACAUGAUUCUUGGUGCUACUUGGACUGUUUUGUUCAUUGAUUCAUUUAAUUGAUCAAUGGUUAAUUGUUUCUGCUGUAUAGUAUGUAUAUUAUGAUACACAUUUUUGGUAUUUCUUCAUCUCAAAAUCUGAUGAUUAAGAUAAAUCCUUAUUGAAGUUUUGAGAUUUAAGCA